This is a messenger RNA of Tauraco erythrolophus (red-crested turaco), 1191 nucleotides long. The record is from RefSeq and is a predicted model, not a curated record. NCBI's taxonomy places the organism in Eukaryota, Metazoa, Chordata, Aves, Musophagiformes, Musophagidae.
AUGGAAGCCUUUUUCCUUCUGCCCUUCCCUAUUCUGCCUCUCUCUUGCCUUGUUAUUGCACAAAUCAACCAGUUCUUCCAGGAACGUAGGAGGAUGCUGAAGCGCCUGGGAAACUCACCCAUCACUUUUGUUGGGGCACCUGAAAUGGCUGUGUCCAACCCGCCUAACCUCUGGCUGGCAAAGCAGGGCUGGUCGCUUGCUGAGAAGAUGAAGGAGGGUUGCGCGCAGAAGUAUAUUGUGAAGAACUACUUCUACUACUACUUGUUCAAGUUUUCAGCUGCUUUGGGCGAAGAGAUUUUUUAUAUCACUUUCCUUCCGUUUACCUACUGGAACAUAGAUCACUCUGUUUCUAGAAGGAUGAUAAUUAUUUGGUCUAUAGUGAUGUACAUAGGCCAGGUCUCCAAGGACAUCCUGAAGUGGCCCCGGCCCCUCUCACCACCUGUCGUCAAGCUGGAAAUGAGGACAGACGCAGAGUACGGGAUGCCUUCCACCCACGCCAUGGCAGCCACCGCCAUCUCCUUCUCCUUCCUCAUCGCAACCGUGAACCAGUACAAGUACCCGUUUGAACUCGGCCUGGCAGCAGCGUUUGUGUUUUCGACGCUGGUGUGUCUCAGCAGGCUCUACACGGGGAUGCACACGGUCCUGGAUGUCAUUGGUGGAGCACUGAUUUCGUCUGUGCUGCUCGUGCUCUUGUAUCCUGCGUGGGACAUGAUUGAUCACUUGCUGUUGACCAGUCCCUUCUGUCCACUCCUUUCCAUAGCUGUCCCUCUUGUCUUAUGUUACAACUACCCCAAACUAGACUAUUACAGCCCUACCAGGGCAGACACCACUACUAUCUUAGGAGCAGGAGCUGGAGCAACUGUGGGAUUUUGGUUAGAUAACCAGUACGCCACACCAGUCUACACCAGAGAAAAUUUUCAGCUUGAAUUUCCUGUGAUCACCAGUAAAAUAGUGGUGGUUGUCCUAGCCAGGUUCUUCGUCGGGAUCUUUGUUGUUCUACUGACGCGCUGGCUCGUGAAGAGCGUGGUCCUUGGCAUGCUGGGUUAUCGGUACAAGUUUCCCAUUGGCGACCUGGAAGCCCGGAGACGACUGGAAGUCGAAGUGCCGUAUAAAUUUAUAACGUACUCCUCAGUUGGCUUCUGCGCUACUGUGCUCGUGCCGCUGCUGCACAAGCUGUUAGGACUGAUGUGA